Molecule: messenger RNA, 567 nt
Organism: Rhizophagus irregularis DAOM 181602=DAOM 197198
Lineage: Eukaryota; Fungi; Glomeromycota; Glomeromycetes; Glomerales; Glomeraceae
Source: RefSeq, a predicted model, not a curated record
UACUCAAUAAGUAAAAGUAGUAAUAUUCUUAAUAUAUAUGGAAUAUCCCAAAAUCCAGAUACAAAAGAAUAUAUUAUGGUUCUCCAAUAUGCAAAAGAAGGCAAUUUUAAUAAAUGGAUAAAUGAAAACUAUAAAUUUUUUAAUUGGAGGGAUAAAAUAUCUGUAUUACUUAAUAUUGUUAUUGGUCUUAAAGAAAUUCAUCAAAGAAAUUUAGUUCAUCAUGAUUUUCAUACAGGAAAUAUAUUAUUUUUAGAUUUCAUAAGUAAUUUUAGUAACUAUGUAUUAAUUUCAGAUAUGGGAUUAUGUGGAGAAGUUGAUAAUUUAGAUGAAACAAAAAUUUAUGGAGUUAUGCCUUAUGUGGCUCCUGAAGUAUUAAGAGGAAAGCCUUAUACUCAAGCAGCAGAUAUCUAUAGUUUUGGUAUGAUAAUGUACUUUGUAGCAACUGGAAGACAACCUUUUGGAAAUCAUGCACAUGAUUAUGAAUUAGCAUUAGAUAUUUGCAAAGGAGUUAGACCUAAAAUAAAUAGGCAAGCUAAAGUACAUUAUAAGACUUCACUCAAAACUUAA